Messenger RNA from Scomber japonicus (chub mackerel), 2103 nucleotides. RefSeq lists its product as uncharacterized. The transcript has 12 exons. The coding region runs from base 1 to 2103 and encodes 700 amino acids. The record is from RefSeq and is a predicted model, not a curated record. Lineage: Eukaryota; Metazoa; Chordata; Actinopteri; Scombriformes; Scombridae.
AUGGCUUCCACACAGGUGCUCCUGCUUCAGCUGCUGCUGGUCUCACUGGCGGCUGCGUCUCAUUUCUACGGGGGAACCACGACCUUCACCUACAAAGGAAGAAACCCUGAUGGAACAUUUAAGGUGGACAUUCGCAACAGAGACACUUACGAUGGCUGUCAGUACUUCCUCUACUGGAACUGUUACAGUGGUUACUGUGGCAGCAAUAACUGCCCACGGUCAUACAGGCUGAUGUCCUUUGAUCCUGAUGGUGACCAAGUUAGAUGCAGAUAUGGUACUGGAAGUACAGAGUGCUGGGCGUGCAGCCAACAUUCAGGCUUCCACUUAGAUCAGGACUCCUGCACAUUACACUACCGCUCCACCCAAGCCCACGCCUAUGUUUAUGCAUUUGAGUUGAUGGUGGAAGACUUCCCACGACGCCCCAUCACACUGACCUACACAGACGGUUCCAGUUCCUCCAGGUCUCCACUGACUUCAAGGAGAAAGAGACAAGCCUGGUGGAGCUACACAACCUAUGGCCCCACAGCACCAGCCACAACCCAACACCCGUGGUGGUGGCGGCAGCAAUCUACAACCACAACACCAACCCCAACCUCACACCCAUGGUGGUGGUGGCAGCAUUCUACACCUGCUGCACCAACCACAGCCUACCCAUCAUACACUACAACAACAAGACGCCCAUAUGCCUCCACUCCUCCUCUCAGCAAACUACCUUUACAAUUCUCUUUCCUUGUGGACCCACCUGCUCCCUCAUGUCAGGAAGGAGAGUACCUGCCAAUGUUUAUCAAUCCAACACCCCAACAUGGACAACGCAUCCAUGCAGAGGUCAACAAAGAAGUGGAGAUCAGAGUGAAAGCAUAUGCUAGAUACUCAACACUACAUGACAUCAUCAUUAGUGGGCGGACAAACACCACUAAGCACAGGAACACACAUGACGAGUAUGUUAUUAGGUGGACACCUGUUCCAGAGGACUUGGGAGAUUAUUUUCCCAUUUGCUUUGCUGUUGAAUCAUUCACAGGGUCCGGCAUCUAUCAGUCUGAGAUGAGGUGUGUUGUGGUGCACGUUAUGAAGGAGGAAGUUAAAACCAACGUGAUCUGUGGUGAGUCCACAAUGACAGUUGAGGUUGAGAGAUCCUCACUGUCUGGAUUCCAUGAGGAUCGUCUACAGCUCAGUGAUCCUGCCAACACAGCCUGCAGCCUCAAUAACCACUCAAACAGCACACACGUCAUCGCUGUCAUCCCCCUCAACGCCUGCGGCACUCAGCUCGAGGAGGAUGAUGAGAACCUCAUUUUCAAGAAUGAAAUCACCACAGUUGACGACCACAGAGACCUGAUCACCAGGAAACACCUGCUGGAAGUGGAGUUCUACUGCCAGUACCCCAAACGGGGAAAUGUGACACUGGGCUUCACUGCACACAGGAAGAAUGUCACAGUGUGGGAGAAGGGCUUCGGCACAUUCACCUACCAGUUUGAGUUCUACCAAAACAAUCAAUUCCAGACAAGGAUGGAUCCAAACUCAUACCCUCUGGAGUAUGAUGUAGGGAGCAGGAUCUACAUGGAGAUCGAGGCCUCCUCUUCAGUCAACAACACUGAGCUGUUUGUAGAGUCCUGCUGGGCUGCACCAUAUGACAACCCAAACUACUGGCCAACCUACCCCAUCAUUGAGAAUGGGUGUCAAGUGGACGAGACUGUUAAACUCCAUACUGCUGACAAUCCGAGACAAUUCAAGUUCUGCAUGGAGGCCUUCAAGUUCAUUGGACUGCAUGACCAGGUAUUCAUCAGCUGCUCAGUCAUGAUGUGUGAAGCAGGGAACCCCAACACCAGGUGCUCACGGGGAUGUAUGAACUCCACACGGUCAGGCAGUCAACACCAUCACCAUCGCAAGAGAGAGGCUAUCAUCCAGAGUGCAAACCACUUUGUUUCCCAGGGUCCACUACGCCUCAGGAGAUCAGCAGAGGGUCUUACCAACCUGAACCUGAACCUGAACCUGGUCUUCAUCGCUGGAUGUCUUCUAGCAGCAGUUGGCAUGAUCUGUGCUGUGGUCAUGUACAAAGCCAAAACAUCAAAGGUCAAAUACCAACCUUUGCCCGUAAAUGAAGACUAG